AUGUCCGUUCAAAAAAUCAACAGCCAGGAAAGGCCGCUAGCACCUAUGUAUUCGCAUGCGGUGAAGAUCCCAGGCCUUGUCUUCUGCAGCGGACAAAUCCCUGCGGACAGCACAGGCAACGUGGUCCCAGGAGAUAUCAAAGUUCAAUGCCUCUCUAACUUGAGCGACGUAUUGAAAACGGCUGGUUCGUCAUGGGACAAAGUGGUGAAAGUGAACAUUUACCUCAAGAACAUGGGCGACUUCGCGGCCAUGAACGAGGAGUAUAUUAAGGCUCACCCUAAGCCGGCUCGUACAUGUAUCCAAGCUGGGGGACUACCUCUUGAUGUGGACAUCGAGAUCGAAGCGAUUGCUGCAGUUUGA
Suillus bovinus is the source of this 360-nucleotide messenger RNA. RefSeq names its product Endoribonuclease L-PSP. Bases 1 to 360 code for a protein of 119 amino acids. Gene Ontology annotation, molecular function: deaminase activity. The record is from RefSeq and is a predicted model, not a curated record. NCBI's taxonomy places the organism in Eukaryota, Fungi, Basidiomycota, Agaricomycetes, Boletales, Suillaceae. Gene Ontology annotation, cellular component: cytosol; mitochondrion. The transcript has 4 exons.